This is a messenger RNA of Rhagoletis zephyria (snowberry fruit fly), 1645 nucleotides long. RefSeq names its product putative nuclease HARBI1. The record is from RefSeq and is a predicted model, not a curated record. NCBI's taxonomy places the organism in Eukaryota, Metazoa, Arthropoda, Insecta, Diptera, Tephritidae.
CAGGAUUAAGGGCUAUUUCCUUGAAUUUUACAAUUAAAGGUAGAAAAGGCAAAAAGAGGCAAAUAUCUUAAAAAAGGCAACAUCGAAGGUGUUUACGUGGACUCAGGGAAAACUAAAUCGGGGGCAUUCUUAAUCGAAUAUACUCUACCUCUUUAGCAGAAAAAAAGGCAAUUUCCAUAAAGUCCGUUCCCUGAUAAUAAUAAUAAUCCCCCCUAUUACGUUUGGCGUCGUCGACAUCGUCGUCGUUUUUCAGUCGACAUCACUUCGUGUCGACGUCGACAUCACAUCGACGCAGAAUCGGUACUGGCUAAACGUGUUGAGACGACGUCGACAAUUUAUCGAUAAAUUAAUGUAGGAAAUACCAUCUUUGUCAUUUUUGCAUCAGCUGUUUCAUGUUGUUUACAAUUUUUAUUUAAAAGGUUACGUUCUUUAGAUCUGUGUGAUUAUUAUUAUAUUGAAUAUUUUUGCGCAAAAAUGUUCUUUGUUUCCGAUUCAAGCUCAAGCGAUGAAGAAUGCAAAAAAGAUCUUAUACUAAAAAGGAAAAUUAUUAGGCAGAACUCUGAUAUAUUUAGUUUGCCAGAUAACAGAUUUCAGGACUAUUUUCGACUAAACAAAACUGCAUUUAACUAUGUACUACAAAAAAUUAAGCCGCAAAUAAAAAAUGGAAUCCGGACAACAGCCGUAUCAAAAACUAUAAAAUUGGCAGCGACUUUGCGGUUUUUGGGUCAGGGCUCAUAUCAAACAAGUGUUGGAAACGACUUCCACCUUGGGCUUUCCCAGCCAACAGUUAGUUCAGUCCUGUCUGAAACACUCGACAUUUUAGAAGCAGUCAUAUGUCCUCUAUGGAUCAAAUUUCAUAUGACAGACGCUGAAAAAAAAGAAGCCAAGGAGUAUUUUUUCCAAAAAACUGGUUUUCCUGGUGUUAUUGGAUGUGUCGAUGGAAGCCACAUUAAAAUUUUGGCUCCCAACAAACAAGACCAGCAUCUAUACUACAAUCGAAAAGGAUUUUUUAGUUUGAAUGUUAUGAUUGUAAGAACAGGCCAACGUUUGCUUUGCAUUUUAAAACAUAAAAAAUUCUUCCACAGAUUUGCGAUCAUAAAAUGCGAAUACGGUAUUUUGAUGCUCGUUAUGCGGGUUCUGGGCAUAACUCUAAUUUGGAAUAUUAGCCAAGCGAGAACAAUUCUGAAGGAGCGAUACGAUGCUGGGGAGCGUAGAUGCUGGCUCUUAGGUGAUGCGGGUUAUCCUCUUGAACCAUACAUUAUGACGCCAUAUCGAUCCGCAGCAGAAGGAAGUCCAGAAGCUAUUUACAACAACAAACAUGCCAAAGCUAGAAACAUAGUUGAACGCACUAUUGGAGUGUUAAAAAACCGAUUUCGCUGUUUGCUCGGUGCACGUCAACUUCACUAUACGCCAUCUAAAGCCACGCAAAUCGCUAAUGUAUGUGCAGCACUCAACAACAUUUGCAUCGAGUUUGGUUCACACAUCACAAACGAGGAUGCAGACAUUGCAGAACUAAACGAAGACAAUGUUGACAAUACUGAUGAUGUGGAAAAUAGCAUAAAUAUUGAAGCUUCGCAAAUUAGAGAACAAAUAAAAAACAGUUUUGUGUAAUUUCAGUUCAUUCUUUUUUUAUAAAAUAAAUGGA